AAUUGUGUUAAAAGUAAUGUAUAAAAUGAAAUUACUGUAGUUCAGGUUACAAGUGAUUGCGUGGAUAGAUACGUACCGUAAUGCUAAUUCACGAUCAAAGGUCGAUCAUAAUAUAGAUAUAAAUAUGUUUCUUACAUAUAAAACAUCGAUCGAGUUUUAUCAUAUUCUCGUAUUGUGUUGAUCGAUUAUCAAGAACGUUAAAUGUGUAUUUUAUUUCUUUAAACACUGUUCAGUUUUUUAAUUCAUUUUCAAUUUAAUUUGAUUGCUGUAUCAGGGCGUAGCUAUCGUUUUCAUAAUUAUAAUUAUAUUUUAUAUACUAUAUCUGCAACAUGAUAAACUCUGGGAAAUUGGCAGGACGUACUAUUUUCAUAACGGGUGCAUCAAGAGGCAUCGGAAAGAGUAUAGCUUUAAAAGCAGCAAGAGAUGGAGCAAAUAUAGUAGUUGCAGCAAAAACGGCAGAACCUCAUCCUAAAUUACCAGGCACCAUUUACACAGCAGUAGCAGAAAUCGAAGAAGCAGGUGGUAAAGCUCUGCCUUGCAUUGUCGAUGUCAGAGAUGAAGGACAAGUUAAAUCUGCCGUUGAAAAUGCAGUUAAUAAAUUUGGUGGGAUUGAUAUCGUUGUUAACAAUGCCAGUGCUAUAUCUUUAACAGGUACUCUGGCUACGGAUAUGAAAAAGUAUGAUCUUAUGAAUAAUAUUAAUGCAAGGGGUACUUUCCUCGUGUCAAAAUUGUGUAUACCUUAUCUAAAAAAGAGCACUAAUCCCCAUAUAGUGAAUAUAAGUCCACCGCUGAAUAUGAAACCAAUGUGGUUCCAAAAUCAUGUGGCAUACACGAUGGCCAAAUAUGGAAUGUCCAUGUGCGUACUUGGUAUGGCAGAAGAGUUUAAAGAAGAUGGUAUUGCUGUUAAUGCUGUGUGGCCACAAACUGCUAUCUUUACUGCUGCAAUAGAAAUGUUAACGGGGUCAGACUCUAGUAAUCACAGUCGUAAACCUGAUAUUGUGGCAGAUGCGGUUUAUGCUUUGAUUUGUAAAGAUAGUAGAUCUGUUACUGGACAAUUUUUAGUUGACGAAGAAAUAUUAAGAAAAGAAGGGAUUACCGAUUUUAAAAGUUAUGCUUGCAAUCCAGAUAAUGCAGAUAAUUUGAUGCUAGAUUUCUUUUUGGAUGAUCAUGUUAAUUUCCCAAUUAAUUUGAAUACCGUAAAGAAUACCGCUAAACAGUCAUCUCAGAAAUCUGAUAAUUUAGGUAGCGGAAAAAUUGCAGAUAUAUUUUCUGCUAUCAAUGCUAAUUUGAGUGCAGAACUUGUAAGCAAAACUAAGGCUGUAUUUCAAUUCAAUGUUACAGGAGAGGAAGCUAGUACAUGGUAUUUAGAUCUUAAAAGUGGUACUGGUUCUACGGGCAAAGGUGAACCAAAAGAUCCAGCAGAUGCAAUUCUUACAAUGAAUUCGGAACAAUUCUUUGCAAUGUUUUCUGGUAAAUUAAAACCAGCUACUGCAUUUAUGACAGGAAAAUUGAAGAUCAGUGGUAAUCUUCAAAAAGCUAUGAAAUUAGAAAAAUUAAUGGUUUCCUUAAAAUCUAAACUUUAAGACUGAGAUCUUUCUUCAUCUUAUAUACUUUUUUUUUCAAUAUUACGAAUAUACAAAUUUUAAUGCAUUUUAUCGAAUGCAUAUAUUGUUAUAUAUUUUUUCAGAUGAUAUAUACCGAAAUUUAAAAAAAUUAUAUUAUUUGUUAUAUAUAUAAAGAGAGAGAGAGAGAGAGAGAGAGAGAGAGAAAAAUACAUUUUAUAUAUACUUAUAU
Molecule: messenger RNA, 1794 nt
Organism: Polistes canadensis
Lineage: Eukaryota; Metazoa; Arthropoda; Insecta; Hymenoptera; Vespidae
Gene: Hsdl2
Product: hydroxysteroid dehydrogenase-like protein 2
Exons: 8
Coding region: 330-1583 (417 amino acids)
Cellular component (GO): mitochondrion
Source: RefSeq, a predicted model, not a curated record